GAAGAUAUGAAAACAAAGCGGGAUCAAGAGCAUGAAAAGUACUUGAAAGACAAGGAUUUACAAGUAGCAGCUGAAAAAAUAAAAUUAGCAAGAGCUGAAAGAGAUCUGGUAGAGCAAUGGCGACAAGCAAAACAGGAUGACAACGAUAAGAUUUUACGAAUCAAGGAGUUGGAGCUUCAAACUGGUAGGGAACAAUGCAUCAGGGAUGACAUGAAAACAAAGCGGGAUGAAGAGCAUGAAAAGUACUUAAAGUACUUGAAAGACAAGGAUUUAGAAAUAGCAGCCGAAAAAAGAAAAACGGAAGAAAAAAGAGCAAAAGCUGAAAUAGAUCUGGUAGAGCAACGCAGACAAGCAACACUUGAUAUCAACGAUAAGAUUUUAAAAAUCAAGGAGAAAGAGCUUCAAGUUGGUAUGCAACAAAAGAUAAAUGAAGAAAGAAGGUCUAGUAACGAAAGACAAGCCAUGAAAAUGAAACACGAUCACGAAAUCAAAUUGAAAAAGCUUGAAAUGGAACAACAAGCCAAAUCUGCUAAAUUGGAGGAGAGAAAGAUUAGAGUUGAGGAAAACAAAGCAAAUAAUAUGAAAGAUCUGCUUGCCAUCUUAAAACACAAAAACCAAAGGUGAUAAACAUACUUUGUAAUA
Molecule: messenger RNA, 642 nt
Organism: Ruditapes philippinarum (Manila clam)
Lineage: Eukaryota; Metazoa; Mollusca; Bivalvia; Venerida; Veneridae
Exons: 2
Coding region: 7-624 (205 amino acids)
Source: RefSeq, a predicted model, not a curated record